CUGGUCUGUAGAUGUUUUAAUGGAACGAGCUGAGAUGACAGGCGGCCGGCCUACCUGGUAUAUCUACAGCCAGUGAAAGGUUUAUGAGCAUCAAGUUAGCAGCGAGAAGGUGUGUCGUGUAAAAAGUCAGAGUCACAAACAAGACUGGAAGCUGAAUAGCUGGAAACUGGAUUGUAUAAAGUUGUUGACAUCAAGAAAUUUCCAGAUGGCUGAAAUGAUUGUUACGGGCAAAGUAGCUCUGAUUGCAGGGGCGGCUAAGGGGAUGGGCUUGGCCAUAUCGCAGAGCUUCUUAGAGAGAGGUGCACAGGUAUGUCUGGCAGACAUCAAUCUUCAGGCCUUGCAGAGUGCAGCUAAGGACUUGCGUGACACCUAUGGUUACCAGAACGUGACUUACUACGAGUGUGACGUCACCGAGAAGUAUCAGUUCCAAGCGGCUUUUCAUCACACCAAGUUUUACUUCAAGGGUCUGUUUGACAUAGUCGUUAACGCUGCUGCUGUUAUCAACGCAGAUAACUGGGAAAGGAAUGUCCAGGUCAAUUUGGGUGGUGUCAUCAACGGCACGGAGAUCGCCUUUGACUUCAUGAACGAGCAGGGUGGAGGAGUCAUUGUCAACAUUGGGUCAAUCGCUGGUGUACGACCGUGGGACUAUCACAUGGUACCAGUGUACGCAGCAGCCAAGGCAGCCGUGGUUGCCUACACCCAAAGCUUCGCCAAGUCUCGAGGUGCCCUGGAGAAAGGCAUCCGUAUGACGUGUGUGUGUCCAGCCCCUACUGGUGCCGAGAUCAUGGCCGAUGAAAGCGAAAUGCUGGCUAAACUUGAUGUGGUUGAUGCCAUUUUAACAAAGGAAAGGGCCAAGCCAGAAGAAGUUGCCAAGGUGACGAUGAGAUUGGUUGAAGACGACGAGAGUAACGGUAUAGUUGCAGUAAUGGAUGCUCCCAAGAAAGUCGACUACAGACAUUAUGACAGAAUGUUGUUCUCUAGUGCUUCUGAUGGAACAGGAGCGUAGGGAUCAGUUCUCGGGACGUGUGGCAUAUUCAUCCCAGAGGACAUGCACUAGGGACAGCAUCCAAUGUAGAAACAACGCUACACUUAUGUUUCUGUGCUUUUCUCCGUUAUUUGGGAUGUAGGAGAGCUUGUGUAAACCAUAGAUGGUCAGUCGACUGCUUCGGCUUCUUAGACAAGGUGAACAGUAGGCCUUACCUAUAGAAGAAUAUCUUUUGGUGUCGUUUAUACGGCACCCACAUACAGCUCUUAACGUGUCCAAAGACUUGGCAUUCUCAUAUGAAUCUGCCUUAUAUAGAGAGGCGAACAUAUCUGAACGUCCGUACUUCCUUGCCUACGUGUAAAUAUAGGCCUGUUCAUGCAUAGAAGCGUAAAUGUACGCCAUCGUAGAGCCCACUCUGUUUACUGUUAUACACAUCCAGUUUGAAAUGUACCUGUCGUCGCAUUUCCACACAAGCAGCACCUUUCUUUGUUAUCGAAUGAUAUUACAUACUGUGCUUGCGCGGGAACUUUGACUGAUGGUGCAGACGAUACGAGAGGAUUGCAUUGUGGGAAGGACACAAAAACCAAUCAGAGUCCAAGAUCUUCCAGCUCACGGUCUGGAUGUGUGAUAAAACUGUGAUUGAAUUUUGAUGAAAUAAUGAUUACAUAUAUGUCAUCUUGCUUUAUGUAUUUAUAGUCAUUUCAAAUGUUUUCUAAAGUAUUCCUUGAUGCCAUUUGCACCAAACUGGAAAUAUACUCGAUGACACUGCAGCUGUCAUGUGUAUACAUUGAUGAUGUACAUAUAUUAUAAAUUAUGAUUUAAUUAGUGAUACACGAGCCGCGAGAGCCAUAACCCAAGGCUAAAGGGAAGAUCACAGCCAUUGGCUAAAAAACCACAACCGGUUUGUCCACCCCAAACAUGUCUAUGACAUACAAUCUUGUUAUUUAGCUUAAACCGCCAGGUUGACCUUAGUACAAGGUACAUGGCCAACGCCACAUGUACAGGCUCAGACUUCAUCAAACAGUCAUGCUGCUUAGCAGUUUUUGACAGUGUUAUUCAAAGAUUUUAUCUUGAAAGUGAAGAGUCUUCAUAAAUUGUUCUGAACCACGUUUGGGUUAAAGUUUUCUACUUGCAUAUCAAAGGUAUAUAAAUUGCAGUUUCCGGACAAUAUUAAAUCCUGUGUUUUCACAGAUAAGCAGAUAAGCAUGUAAAACUCUAAAUUAAACUUUAGAACUGCACGUGC
Molecule: messenger RNA, 2228 nt
Organism: Liolophura sinensis
Lineage: Eukaryota; Metazoa; Mollusca; Polyplacophora; Chitonida; Chitonidae
Product: 15-hydroxyprostaglandin dehydrogenase [NAD(+)]-like
Exons: 7
Coding region: 206-1006 (266 amino acids)
Cellular component (GO): cytoplasm
Molecular function (GO): oxidoreductase activity, acting on the CH-OH group of donors, NAD or NADP as acceptor
Source: RefSeq, a predicted model, not a curated record